This is a messenger RNA of Pseudozyma hubeiensis SY62, 792 nucleotides long. RefSeq lists its product as hypothetical. The record is from RefSeq and is a predicted model, not a curated record. Gene Ontology annotation, biological process: mitotic sister chromatid biorientation. Lineage: Eukaryota; Fungi; Basidiomycota; Ustilaginomycetes; Ustilaginales; Ustilaginaceae. Gene Ontology annotation, cellular component: mitotic spindle polar microtubule; mitotic spindle pole body; DASH complex. The coding region runs from base 1 to 792 and encodes 263 amino acids. The transcript has a single exon.
AUGACGGAUCUCGCCGAGGAAGUGGGCGUGCUGCAGCUCAACAUGACCAACGUUGAAGCGGUUCACGAGAGUCUGCACAGCUUCAACGAGAACUUUGCCAUGUACAUCUACGGUCUCAAGAUGAACGCAUACUGCGUCGAGUGGCCCGAAGCGCCGCGCUACGAAAACUUUGAUCGAGCAGAGAAGCGCAUCGCUCAACAGGCACAGCAGUACGCCGCACAGCAGAACUUGGACGUGGCCUCGCAGACGUACAUGCAGCAGCAAAUGUCGCACCAGCAGCAGCAGCAACAGCAGAUGUACAACCCAGCAGCAGAUCAGACCUACGUCACCACCGACGACGAAAGCAUCUACCGCAACGACGCACCCAUCGCUGCACCAGCCAAGCCUGCGCUCAAGUCGGCACUCAAAAAGACGUCCAACGCUGCAACGACCGGCGCUGCUGCCAAAAAACCAGCCCCAUCAGCAGCGGCAGCAGGAGCUGCGAAACCAAAGAUGACACUGGCGCAAAAGAAGAAGCGCGAAGCAUACAGCGACGAGAUCAUCGAAACGCUUCCACUCGAGUAUCGAAGCGGCAACGAACCCAAGCAGAACGCCAUCGCCAAGCACGUCUGCAUGGCGCUCCUCGCUGCCGGAGGCAAAGGGCUGAGGAUCGCCGACAUCGUCAAGACGCCCGAGAUGUCGCAGGCUAAGAUCAACAAGACGCUCAUCGCUCUGGUGGCUGCUAAGCAUGUGGUCAAGGAGAGCGGCGGUGUGUACAGUCUCGACUCGGCUAGGCAUCCAACGCUGCCUUAA